AUGCAAUCGACCCAAACCCGAACCGUCAGAAAAUGCCGUACUGCAAUUCCCGACAAUGAAAAACAGACUCCUCUCACUCCAAUAGUCCUCUCGACCAACCCUAUCCAUCGUCAUUUGACAACUCCUGCUUCAGAUAUUUUGAGAAAGCGGCUCCGUACAAGGGCGGAACCGCCAUCUCCUGGCUCCCAUCUCAGAUCCACUGUCCAUCCUGACCUCAGAUCCGCUGCGAACGAGGAGAAAGCAGAGAGUCCGUGGAGCUUUACAUGGUAGUCUCCGGUGUCUUACACGGAAGGUCCAGAAGCGGAGCAAUGGCAACCAUGCGUAGUGCUUUAGGAGGGGUACAUGAAUGCACUAAAUAAACUUCUGAAGGUGCCUGUAGCAAUCAAUGGUUUCAGACCCAGCUAUCUUUGACAUACUGGUUUUGCAUUUCUUUUCAAAUGCAUACGUAUUUUGUUUUAUGAUUGCCUGUGCUAACAUGCUACUUACUACUGGCAUGUACUAGGAGAUAUUAGACUGUCUGCCUCUUAAGUUCAAUCAAAUAGUUUAGUACUUUAUCCACAAUUUCUGAAUAUGUUAAAUUGUUCACUCAUUGCUGUGUGAACCUCGGUGAUAGUUGUGGGCCAUUUUCUGAGAUCGUCUGUAGGGCCACUGCCUUGAUGAAGGAGAUGAUUUUCAUUUGAUGAUUGGAGCACUGGAAAUGCGAUGUGUAAUUUUAGGUUUCUCCUUUCUAGUAUUUAUUCAGUUAUUAUUAUUGGUGUUAUUAUUUUCAUAACCCUUUUGAGUUUGUAAAUGGCCAUUAUAAAUUUCCAUUUUUUAUUUAAAAUUUCACCUAGUUUUAUUUUUUUAGAGUUAGGUUAGUAGUGUGACAUGAAUUUAUUUUUAAUUUAUUGUUUCUGCCUAAUUAAAUUGUUUUUUAUGCAUGACGUUAAAAUGUUUGUGUUAGCUGAACAAAAGAGUAACGGUUAUCAAUGUUGUUUCAUCGUGACCUAGACGCCUAAAAUGUAUUUUUGUGGUUACACGUCCGGUGUACUUAAUGGUACUGAGUCUGAAAACAUUUUUGUAACGGGCUUGUUUCUAAUGUUGCUCUGUUUAAUUGGUAAUCGGGUUAAGGGCCCAAAAAUUAUUGUUAGAACGUGGUUAAGACCUCGAGAUUACUAAUCAAUUUUUUUUACGUCA
This is a messenger RNA of Rubroshorea leprosula, 1176 nucleotides long. The record is from the annotation of a GenBank genome assembly. NCBI's taxonomy places the organism in Eukaryota, Viridiplantae, Streptophyta, Magnoliopsida, Malvales, Dipterocarpaceae.